This is a messenger RNA of Stomoxys calcitrans (stable fly), 2117 nucleotides long. Its product is annotated as protein RCC2 homolog. The transcript has 4 exons. The record is from RefSeq and is a predicted model, not a curated record. The coding region runs from base 183 to 1628 and encodes 481 amino acids. Lineage: Eukaryota; Metazoa; Arthropoda; Insecta; Diptera; Muscidae.
AAAAGACGAAUGGACGCUCUCAAUCGAUGGGGCUGGCUGUUCGCUUGUGAGACCGGUGUUGAAUAGUUUGCUUUGUUUUAAUUUGCCAAGAAUUUGUCAUCGUGUGCGCUAACUGGAUGGUAAAAGUGCGACUUAUGGUCGAAGCAAAGAAGGGGAAAAGGUAAUUUCAUUUUUCUAGUGUAAUGUCGGCCAAACGCAAAGCAGGUGGAAAUGGAAAUCCCAGCAAAAGACGUCCCAAAAAGAAGGAGUCUGACUUCGAAGACGACGUAAGCGAAGAGUCUGAGGAGGAAGGCCAAUCUUCUUCCAAUCAAGUGGAAGUUCUGAUACCGAGUGAUGAAAUGGAACCCCCUGCUAAACUGCCAGAUGAUUUGUUGGCAUCCAUGGAGAAAACUCCGGGGCAUAUGUUAAUUGCUGGCAUGGUUACAUGGGACCUGACAGGCAAAAGAGAUCGCAAAAAUGUUGUUAAAGUUCGCCCAAAUUUGUACAGCUUUCAUCGUUUUACCGACGAAAAGUAUCGUUUUGCGGCUAGUAGUUGCUCGGCUGCACAUUCUAUACUCAUCAACAUGGAUCGUAUUGCUAUGGCGUUUGGACGUAAUCCAUCUGGGCAAUUGGGUUUGCCUGACACAAAAUUAUGCGAAAAACCCACAAUUAUUCCGGCAUUGGAAAAUGUGAGUGUGGUUCAAGCUGCAGUGGGACGACAUCAUUCACUUUUCCUAACCGAAACGGGUAGAGUGUACGCUUGCGGUGAAAAUAAGUCGGGACAAUGUGGAAUUGGCAACGCGACACCAAUAGUGCCAACACCAACAUUAAUUAACUAUAGUGGACCACCCAUAAUACGCGUAGGAUGUGGAGCUGAUUUUUCAGUAAUAUUGGAUAUCAAAGGAAAUUUACAUACAUUUGGCUUGCCAGAAUAUGGACAGUUGGGUCAUAACACUGAUGCCAAGUAUUUUGUAAAUGCCAAUAAGUUGUCAUUCCACUUCGAAACGUCUCCGAAAAAGAUUGUUCUCUACAUAGAAAAGAGUAAAGAUGGUCAUGUCACACCAGUUGAUAACGUGCAAAUUGUCGAUUUUGCCUGCGGAAACAAUCACACGGUCGCUAUCGAUUCGAAGAAACGUGUUUACAGUUGGGGCUUUGGUGGAUUUGGACGCCUUGGACAUGCUGAACCAAAGGAUGAAAUGGUUCCACGUCUUAUUAAAUUCUUUGACAUUCAGGGCAGAGGUGGUCGGAGCGUUUAUUGUGGCGCAACAUAUAGCUUGGUGGUUAACGAGUUGGGCGUCCUCUUUCUGUUUGGCCAAAAUAAGAAGACGGGAGAAGCCAACAUGUAUCCGAAACCGGUACAGGAUUUGUCCGGAUGGAAUAUUACCGCCGUUGGCUGUGCCAAUACUUCAAUUGUAAUCUCAGCCGACGAUACUCUAAUUGCUUGGGGUGCCUCUCCCACAUACGGUGAGUUAGGUAUUGGUGAAUUCCAGAAAUCUUCCACAGUUCCUAAGGAAGUGCCCAAAAUGGAUAGCAUGAAAAUACCUCAAGUAGCCAUGGGUUACUCACAUACAAUCCUUUUGGUUGAUACUGAUCACGAAGGUACGAAAGCGAAGUACGACAAACUACCAGAAUACACCAUCGAUGAUUAGUGGUAUCGAAAGAAGACUACAAAUAUACAAAUUUUUCGUUAUCUUUGCCAAACAAGCAAUUCGUAUUACAUAUAAACAUCAUCUAUGAAAACUAAGGGGAACGAAGAGCAUCAAUGCAUUUAAAAAAAUGCUACAUGAGUGUAUACCAUUAAAUCAUGUCAUGAAACACAAAUUCAAUAAAAUCAGUUACUUUUAUACAUAUUACCCGGAAUACUUUAAACUCCCUCCUUUAUGUUUUGAAAAAUUCUCUCUUUUGUAACGUUCCAUUUCGUUCUGGCGUAAAAAUAAUUGCGUUUUUUAAUUGUGUCCAUUACCUAUUUAUGAAAAUGAAUUAUAUAUUUUAUAUUAUUGUAUUCUUGUAUUUUUAAGUAUGUGAGUACCCCUAAUAUAAGCGGCAUUCAUUUAUAAUGCAUCUUUGCACUAAGCAUACCAGUUCAAAACAUUAUUGUCAAUAUUUAUAAUUUCUUUUUUAAAAAUUCAUAUUCAGUA